Messenger RNA from Arvicola amphibius (Eurasian water vole), 1288 nucleotides. RefSeq names its product transcription elongation factor A like 1 (gene Tceal1). Bases 243 to 740 code for a protein of 165 amino acids. NCBI's taxonomy places the organism in Eukaryota, Metazoa, Chordata, Mammalia, Rodentia, Cricetidae. The record is from RefSeq and is a predicted model, not a curated record. The transcript has 2 exons.
UACAAAGGAUGAUGUUCUAUGUGAGGUCUGAGGAAGGUGAACCCCAAGGGAGCUGUCUCUGGGGCGGUUAGCUGAUCCCCACAAAAAGGGGUGUGCGUCACCGGGUCCGCUUUUCCCCCUAUCCCCGCCCCCUACUCUGUCGGGCGUCUAUUUGUGGAUUUGCGGGUCUCACCCAGGCACCUCAAAAGGGGCCACACGGGCCGGAGGUCGGGAACAGCUGCUUGAAGAAGAAAACUCCCAGCAUGGAAAACUCGGGCAAAGAAAAUGAAGAACUCGCACAGAGCACGCUAAAGACCGAGGAAGAGCAGCUUCCGGUGGAGCAGUCUCCUGAAAAUGAGUGCUCCGAGGAGGAGCAGUCCUCCGAGGAUCUGUCCUCCGAGGAGCAGUCCUCAGAGGAGGAGUACUUUUCUGAAGAGCUUCUGCCUGAGCUGGUGCCAGAUGUGCUGGUGUGGUUAGAUCGUCCUCCGCAGGACUGCCUCCCGCACAAGGACCUGUUCGAGGGCCGUGCUGCCAUGGAGCAACCUCCCUGUGGGGUGGGCAAACACAAGCUAGAGGAGGGAAGUUUCAAAGAAAGGCUGUCCCGUCUCCGCCCUAAGUUUAGAGGAGUCUUCCAUGGCAGAAAUUUAAGCAAUGAAGAAAUGAUACAGGCAGCGGAUGAGUUGGAAGAGAUGAAGCGAGUACGAAACAAACUGAUGAUAAUGCAUUGGAAGGAAAGACGGAGCCGCCCUUACCUUAUUUAAUGUGUUCCACCUUUCUUUGUUUUGCUUGAUAAGAGUAUUGCUCCCUGGACUCAUCUUCUUACAUGCCUUUUUCUUUCUUAGUUGUAAUUUUUGUGCAGUUUUAUUUGAGGUGUUUGCUUGUAACUGGCACAGGAUUCCUUUUAUUGUAUUUUUCUUUAACGUUCUAAAAUCCGAGUCUGAUCCAUUUGCAUGGAAAGAGAAACAUUAUAUAUGUGAGGUGAUAAAAGCAAAAGGUAUAUACAUAGCAUCCCAUUUUUGUAAAAGGAAAACACAUUUAUAUAUUAAUAUGCAAAGAAAAGCUUAAAACUAUAUACUUAAAGGCUAACUGACAUUGGUUAUCUGUGUGGUAAAGGAUAAUAGGUGAUUUUUAUAUUUUUAAAUUUUGCUUUAUCUAAAGUCUCACUUUUCAUGAUGAAUACAUUUUAUUUAUGUUGCUUACCAGACAAUGUAGUGAAAAAUGUGAAGCAAUUCUAAAAAACAAAACUUGUUAGUCAGCUUAUAAAGACAAUGUGAUCCUUAAUAAAUAUUUAUCAGAACUUAAAAGUUAA